AAGUGAACAGAUGUAUUCAAGUAUUAACUGACUCAAUGUUUUAUUAAAGUUGGAUAACAUAUUAUAAUUGACAUGUGCAAAUUCCCACGAGUAAGAUUUACAUGAAAAAUAAAAUAUGUAUAUAUUCAAAUUAUUUUAAAAACUUAACCAAGUUAACCAAUACUUAUCCCAAAAGUUUCUACAUUCUAAUUAAAAUCGAAAAGGAAAGUGAACAUUCCAGUUACAUCGGGCAUAUGUUUUAGAAAACAUAUUAUUGUUGUUCAGGAAUAAGUGACAGUGCUAUAUGCUUUUUGGAUUCAAUAAAACGAAUGGCAGGUCAGUUGAGGGAUUCAGAUAAGACACAACUCGAACAGUGGAUCGGUCAAGGACAAAAGCAGUUUACCUUGCUUUACAGUGUGACCAAGGAUGGUUGUACGCCACAGAAGUUCCACGAGAAAUGUGACCACCAGGGCGCCACAGUCAUCGUGGUGUACAAUGAGGUGGGAUCCGUUUUCGGCGGCUACACUUCGGCCAGCUGGGCUGUCAAUGUAAACGGUUAUACAAGAGACGACAAAGCCUUCUUGUUCCAGCUGAAGUUCUCAAAUAAGGAUACUUUUCGUAAAUUUCCAGUUUCAAAUGUAGCGUACAGCAUAUAUUCGAAUGUAAAUAAUGGACCCGUUUUUGGUGGUAAUACCGGUUUCGAUAUGAAUCUAUUCUCCGGUACUAUGAAUAGCACCGGCGGGUUGUUUCAGUUGAAUGGCGGAUUCGUAUUUGGAGCCAACUACACAAUGACUGGGGUAACAAACUGGAACGAUAUACAUAACGGAAACCUCAAAGUGAAGGAAAUCGAAGUAUACAGUGUAGCAGUCAAACCGGGGGUCACAAAUCAGGAAUGGCGAAAAACACCGGAAUGGAAUAAGAAGCUGGCACAAGAGCUGAUGCAAGAAGUUCAAUCAAUCAAACCAAAUCCAAGUCUACAUAUUCAAGAUUAUCGCAUCGUCCUGAUUGGACCAGUCGGUGCCGGGAAAUCGAGCUUUUGUAACACGGUUAGCUCUGUGCUAAAAGGUCGGUUCACACAGAUGGCGAUUGUUGGAAAAGGAGCUCAUAGUAUCACCACUUCGUACAAGCCAUAUUCGAUAAAAUCUAAAAGUGAAUCAACGCUCCGUAUGCGACUGUGUGACACAAGAGGCAUAGAGUCUGAUUUGGGUCUUGAUACCAUGGAGUUCACCUACUUGUUGAAUGGACAUAUCCCAGAGAACUACAAGUUCAACGCUGAGAAACCGAUUUAUCUUGACGAUCCUGUUUUUGUGCCAAAGCCUGGAUUGCAAGACAAGAUCCACUGCGUGGUAUUUGUGCUUGAUGUAUCAAUGAUACAAAAGCUUGACCCCAAAGUUGUCGACAAAAUCAAAAGUUUUCGAACGGCAGCUUCACGGUUGGAAAUACCACAGGUACUCCUCCUGACAAAAAUCGACAUCGAAGAACAAGCAGUAGCUAAAAAUUUAGAAACUGUAUUCUCGAGCUCUGCUAUUGCGAAAAAAGUGCUAGAGGUUUCUGAUAUGCUUGGGUUUCCAAAGAACCACGUUUUCCCGGUGAAGAACUACGAAAGUGAGAUGAUGCUUGAUGACGGAGUGAACAUCUUGGCACUCAUGGCGUUGAAGCAGAUCCUGUUCUAUGCUGAAGACUUCGUUGAAAAUCAAAGAGCUGAAAGCCUUGAAUGUCCUGAUAAAGUCGAAGAACAUGAUUUCGAAACUGCUUCAGAGUCUAUUUAAUUAGUGACUGGCAUUAUGAAUACCACUGACAAACCCAUGUUCAUGGUCCGUUAAAGACACAGUACUGCAAUUAAGAUAUUAUUCUAAUAACUGAAUAAUUCAAACGUUUUAUUCGUUUGUAUUAAGCUUUGUUGCAUUGCCAUUUCAGUAAGUUCUUUGUUGUAAAUCUUUGCGUUAUUAUGUAAUUGUGUAAAUAUGCUUUGUAUUCAUGUGUACACUGCUUUUUUGCUGCACUAGGCAAACGUAUUGGCGUACCGUGUACUUAAAGGUACAUCACUAUUAAAUCUUCGUAUUGCAUCAUUAAACCCAAUCGAUUCUUUUAAGUACUGUCAGGCACGCAUAUUUCAUAACUCAAAUGAUUAAGCUAUCAUCUCAAAUGUAUUGAUUUAUCAAUAUGUGUUGUUUGCGUGUACAUUACGUACAAUUUCUCGGAUCAAAGGUAUGUUUGUACUGAUAACUUCUUCUCUAUUUUAUGGUAGUAAAGCAUGGGAAAAAGACGUUGUUUGUCGGAAUUCGCUAGCUGAUGCGUUCGUCCGGAAGUCGAGUUCUGACCGUCUGCUCCGUAUGGUGAUGUCGACAGUCUAAAUCUUAUUGAAGCCUGUGUAAACGCAUUGUCUCUGUGUAGUUUUCGGCUUUCAUUUCGGAUGUGCACUUAUAGCCUUGUACUCUAAGGUUUAAAUAUGUUUUAAUAAGGUUUAAAUAUAUAGUAAUAAUACAACUCAAAACACGUUUGAAGAGCAAAAAUUAGUAUAAAUACCAACUAGUCUUUUCCCCUAGUUCAGACAUAUUAUAAUAGAAAUACGAACACUAACAUUCGACAAACAGCGCAUUUAGUGAGACUUCCGUUACAAUCUUUGAUAAAAUGUCAUUAUUAUAUUGUAUAUCUAAUUAUGCUUGUUUGUAUGUGUUUUAAUAACGUUUAACAAUUCUGUACGAUUCAGAUUUAAAGACCCGAUGUUUCACACAAAAUACAAAAUUAAUAGAUGGGUUAUAUUA
Messenger RNA from Dreissena polymorpha, 2744 nucleotides. RefSeq names its product interferon-induced protein 44-like. The transcript is spliced from 7 exons. Bases 309 to 1748 code for a protein of 479 amino acids. The record is from RefSeq and is a predicted model, not a curated record. NCBI's taxonomy places the organism in Eukaryota, Metazoa, Mollusca, Bivalvia, Myida, Dreissenidae.